UUCAAGCCCACAGCGCUCUAUUUUAUUUUGUUCGCACUUAAUUUUACUUAACCAAACAUAUCGGAAUCACUCGAAAUGUCUGCAAUGGUUAAGCUCGAUGUUUCUGGUAUUAUUUAUGGAUCGGUGACGACUUUAAUGGACAGUUGUAUAAAGUCUGUUGUGAACAACUUUGAAAAGAAUGUUGACAAUGUUGGCAGUCUGCCAGCUAAUUUGAAGGACAAAUGUAUAUAUCUGAUGUCAAAGCGAGGAUUCCUUACAGAUUCUAACAUUGGAAAAAUAUUACAUGACAAAGUGAAGGUAUUAGAUCUAGCUGAUUGUGAGAUAUCAGAUGUUGGUUUAUCUGCUAUAUGUAAAUGUCCACAACUCCGCAAGAUUGAUCUAAACUCUAACAAACAGUCUAGAACUAAUAUCACUUCAGAAGGUAUAUGUAAUCUGGCCAGAUCUUGUCGUCAUCUUCAGACUGUUUAUCUUCGGAGAUGCAUCAACAUUACAGAUGUUGCCGUGGAAACAUUGUCAAGGUCAUGCCCUCAAUUACGAUUACUAAACAUCGGUGGAUGUCAGAAUAUAUCAGACUCCUCUCUCAGAGUGCUUGGGGAAAACAGUAAAUUUCUCAAAAGCAUAAAUAUCUCAAACACAUUGGUAUCUGACGCAGGAAUAAUGCAACUCGUGUCGGGACAAUGUGCUGCAGCUCUUACUGAAAUGCAUAUAAAUGGUUGUAAGAAUGUAACAGAUGAAGCAGUUGAGGCUAUCAUGCAGUUCUGUCCUCAGAUCAAUAUACUCAUUUUCCAUGGUUGUCCCAACAUCACAGAACAAUCAAGACAAGCUCUAGAAGAUCUUACAGUUUCACGAUCUGCUCCAAUGAAACAAGUUACCUGGACAAUAUACUGAAACUGGUUACCAUGGUUACGUUAUCCUGUAACCAACCAUAUCUGUGAUAUUAUAUUAUAUAAACAUGUCUGUGUUAUUUGCCUGAACAAUAUAGAGUUAAUUUCUGAGAUUAACCUUCAGAUUAUUUGACUAUAAUCAAUGUGUACAUUUAAUAGUAAUGCAGGGUAUAAUGGAGUGCCUAUAGAAUUGUUACUUUGACAUACAUUUGUAUUGCUUCAGUGGAGUCAAUGUCACAAACUUUACAAUGAAUCUAUUAAUGUUUUGUUAUCCACACAUGUUAAUUUGUUUAUGUUUGUACCAAAUUUUUUUUGAAAUGU
Ruditapes philippinarum (Manila clam) is the source of this 1205-nucleotide messenger RNA. Its product is annotated as protein AMN1 homolog. The record is from RefSeq and is a predicted model, not a curated record. The coding region runs from base 76 to 888 and encodes 270 amino acids. The transcript has 7 exons. Lineage: Eukaryota; Metazoa; Mollusca; Bivalvia; Venerida; Veneridae. Gene Ontology annotation, biological process: SCF-dependent proteasomal ubiquitin-dependent protein catabolic process. Gene Ontology annotation, molecular function: protein binding. Gene Ontology annotation, cellular component: SCF ubiquitin ligase complex.